ACGCAAAUAACCCAGGAUUAUGAGUGACUUGUCUGAGUUGGAAGGUUUCCGACGCUUAAAAGUGGAUUUAUGUGGAAAUUGCAUUAAGAGAGUGAUUUACUAUCAAGAGCCUUCUUAUAAAUAACUGCGCUGACUGAAAGAAAUAGCAAAAUACAUACAAACAUUUUUCAGUGGAUUCAUUUGAAAGAUUACUUUCUCAUUUUAUUUGAAAUGAGUUGCAGAUUUUUGAAUUGCCAUAAAUAAUGCACAUGGAGAGUCCAAAUGUUUGAUGGCAACAUAAAUUGCCAACUGAUAAAAUACAACAAAGGGAAUGAUUUGUCUCUCUAUAAUGAUGAUGGAUCUCUUUCCCAUCUCAUGUGGAGGUGUCAUGUAGGAGGAGUUCUUUGAAACCAAACAAGUUACGAAUUUUCCCUUAUAAAAUAGGAAAUUGAGACCCGACACCUCACUGGAUCUCACCAUAAGAGGUUCGCAAUGCACAGCAGGUCCUGGCACAGACAGAUGCGUUGUCACAUGUAGGAGUCUCCAGCUUUUUUUUAGCAGCCCCACUCCUGUCCCUCCCCCCACGCCUCCUCAGAGCAUCUUUAAUAAGACACAUGCUCCUGGGCUCGGGUGCUCAUUCACACCAAACGCUCCUUGGCGAUCCUCCAACAGGCUGCCUGCUCCCCUGCUAGCCCCGCCGAGUCUUCAUGGGUUGAACCAACAGGAGUGCCACACUCUCCUCUCCUCCUUUUUCCACCUCUCCUCUCCUCUCAUACUCCACGCAUCGCUCCUCCAUUACAUCGUCAACCGACCCCCCCCCACACCACCAUUAUGGCUUGUGCCCCGGGCAUGUUUGGAUUUGCAGCCGCAGCAGCAUAAUCCUCCGCUGAAGGGAGUUGUGGACACAGCAGCCCUUAGAGAGAGAGAGAGAGACAGUGAGAGACAGAGAGAGAGAGAGAGCGAGUGAGAGAGAGAGACCCAGCGGACAGCAGCAGCGGAGGGAGGGAAGCAGCAGGGAGGAGCAGCAACAGCAGCAGAGUGAUCCACCUGUCACAGAGUGGAAGGGGCCCCCCGCCUUAUCCGUCUGCCUGCAGGGGGGACCCCGCUUGGCCGGUCAGCACCAGGGACUAUGCAGCUGGGACUGGUGGCUCUGGCGAUGGUCUUUCUCGGAUCCAUGGGUCACAGCGACAGCGGCCUCAAGCUCUCAAAGGGACAGAGGCAGAGACGGAUUAGCACUGAGGGGCCACCAUCUUGCUCAAAUGGCUGUGAGCGAUGUUCCGAAUACAAUGGCUGUAUAAAAUGUAAGCCCAAACUCUUCAUUCUCCUGGAGCGCAACGACAUCCGCCAGAUAGGCGUGUGCCUCGCCUCGUGCCCACAGGGAUACUUCGGCAUGCGGACUCCCGAUACCAACAGAUGCAUCCAAUGUAAAAUAGAGAAUUGUGAGGAGUGUUUCAAUCGAAAUUUUUGCACAAAAUGUAAGGAGGGCUUAUAUUCACACAGAGGGCGAUGUUACCCCAGCUGCCCUGAAGGCCUCAGCACCACCAACGGGACCAUGGAGUGCGUAGAAUGUGAACUGGGCGAAUGGAGCCCAUGGGGUCCCUGUAUGAAGAAGAACAAGACGUGUGGCUUUAAGAAAGGCACACAGACCAGAGUGCAAGAGCUUCUUCAGGCCCCCAGCCCUGACACGGUCUCUGCGUCCUCCCCCCGGCCCUGUGCUCCACAGACUGAGAGACAGAAGUGCACAGUGCAGAAGGCACCAUGUGGGAAAGGAGAUGGGAAUAAGAAUAAGGGCGAGCGACGAGACCCGCAGAGGAGGCAAGACAAAGAAAAUGUCCGAGGCCAUGGCCACGAGGGCAAAGAGGGUGGCAAAGAGGGUGGCAAAGAGGCUGGCAAAGAGGGUGGCAAGAAGGGGGGCAAAGAGGGAGGAAAAGAAGGAAGCAGAGAGGGUGGCAAAGAGGGCGGGAAAGGAGGCAGAGAGGGUGGCAAGGGAGGCGGCAGGAGGAAAAAGGGCCAAAACCAGGCCACCACCACGCCCAGUCUUACCACUAGCACUGUAGCCUAGGCUUUAGUCACGCUGGGACUUAGUGGGGACAAGGAGGGACAAAAAACUAGGCAACACCCACCUGCAUUGGCCAUUAUUAAGAGACAGACAGUGGACUGAGGUGACAAUAUCAAACUGAUGAAGAAAAGGAUUAAUGCUGCUAUGCAUUCUAGAAGAUGCUGUAAGAGAACUGGAGGAUUGCUGCAAUACAUGAGGAACAGGACUUGGACUUAUCAGACUUGGAGGGAAGAGGGGGAAUGUGCACUGUGGAGGGUUCCACUGUAAGCCUUGCAGUAGGGUCAACAUGUUUCAUUUCACCGCUUCCAAGUUUAUCUUAGAGUUGGCAGAUGGAGAUCCCAGUGGCUGAACAGUGGAAGACACUGAAUAUGAAUAUGAGCAUUUCAAGAUGGAGGCUUCGCAAUGAUCAAGGAUCUCUUCAGUCCAUUAGAAUCCCUGAUGUGCUUUUCAAAAUCUAUUUUUCAUUGUUGACUUGACUCAUGUUUUGUGAACGGUAGCAAGUAGAUAUUUCUAAGGAGAUGUUGUUGUAAGUGAUAUAAAGAAAAUGAACAGUAUUAAGAUUCUUUAUUUUAAUUAUAUUUUUUGAUGAAACAAAAGAAAGGCACUGGAACAAAUGUGUGGUUUUGAAGGAAAACAUAUUUUAAUUCAUUUUUUGGUUUGAAGGGAAUCCGCUCCAAAACAAACCAGCAACAAUACAGAGAAAGUUUAGACGGCUUUAGUUCAAAUCCUGAUCUGGUGUUAGACAAAGGUUACCCACUUAAUAGCUUAGUCCUUAAUUUCAAGUAGAAUAAUGUUUUGGUAUCUUCAGCAUAAAAAGUUUAGAUUUGAAAACUGGGUGCGUUGUGUAUGUGUGUUGUGAGUGUAUGUCUGUGUGUGUCUGUGUGUGCAUUCGUGCCUGUCUGUAUGUUUACAAAAUUUCAACAAAACGUUUUUGUAAAGUAGUGGCCACACAAGCCUAUGUAUACUUGUGUGGGUAUAUUGUAUGUGUUUCUGCACGUAAGCUUAAUGUGUGUGUGUGUGUACGUAUCAAUCUGGUAGAAUGGGAAAUUUGAUAUAGACGAUGAGAGAGACCAUUGUAAAGGCACAGUUAUAUAUCAACGCAUCAAUAUUUCCAUAAUCAUAUGGCUCUGGUUACAUGUAAACCCUCUACAGCUGCUCAGUAAUCAUGUAUGUUUGCAACAGGGUCCGACAUAUCGGUGUUCUGUACUAUAUACACCUCGGUCAGUGGAAAGAGUCAUUGCAUUAUACAGCUACUUGUCAGCCUGAUACGACAAGAGCGACGAAAGUUUUUGUACCAUUUGACACUAAUCUUUGAGCAACCGCUGUCACGUUUUGUUUAGCUUUCCCUGGGUCUAUUUGCUUUACACCAACAAAAAAAAAAAUAUUAGCUUCGUGAGAAGGUAUACGUUAAAUAUGCGUUCGUAUUGUGGAUAGUGGUACUGAAAAUGUCAACAUCAGUAUAUCAUUGGUAUAUCUUAUUACUUCUGUGAAAGCUUGAAUAAAAUGCAGAUGCAGUAAACAUGGCAGACA
This is a messenger RNA of Oncorhynchus nerka (sockeye salmon), 3568 nucleotides long. RefSeq names its product R-spondin 1 (gene rspo1). The transcript is spliced from 6 exons. Bases 1109 to 2041 code for a protein of 310 amino acids. NCBI's taxonomy places the organism in Eukaryota, Metazoa, Chordata, Actinopteri, Salmoniformes, Salmonidae. The record is from RefSeq and is a predicted model, not a curated record.